AUGUUUAGUUCAUUGUCAGGAUUCGCUAAUGCUUUGCAUGAAUUAUUAGGCAGUCAUGACACUGAUCAGGAUUUGGGUGGUCACUUAGACCCUGAAAUACCCCAGAUAUUGGACAUGGAAGUUAACCAUCAUAUACAAGAGGAUGUCCUGGUACGUCUGUCUUAUUCAGAACAAUUGGUGGCAGAGCUGAAGGACAUUAUUAGACAAAAAGAUACCGAGCUACAACAGAAGGAUGAGACUUUACAGGAAGAAAGAAAGGCAGCUGAUAACAAAAUUAAGAGAAUGAAGCUUCAUUCAAAGGCCAAAUUAAUUUCUUUGAAUAAACAACUAGAAGAAAUGAAGGCACAGGGACCUGGGGUGGUCAUGCCUACAGGCCAUGAGUCAGAAGAACAAUUCUCUAAGCAUGACAAAAGUUCUACACAGGAAGAGCUGGAAAUAGAGAAGAUAAAACAAGUACUUCAGGAGAAAGAAGAGCUAAUUAGCAAUUUGCAAGCCCAGCUUAGCCAGGCAAAGGCAGAGCAAGCUGCACAGUUUGAUAAGAAUUGUACAGAGAUGGAAGAAUUUGUAAAGAUGAAGCAACAACUCAAAGAAAAGGAGGACCUCGCUCGUGCUUUGCAAGCACAGCUCAGUCAGACUCAGGCAGAUCAAGCUGCCCAGUUGAGUUCCAUGCAGCAGGUGGUCCGAGAGAAAGAUGCCCGCUUUGAGACACAAGUUCGUCUUCAUGAGGAUGAGCUUCUUCAGUUAGUAACCCAGGCAGAUGUGGAAACACAGAUGCAACAGAACUUGAGGAUGCUGCAGAGAAAACUUGAAGAACAUGAAGAAGCUCUUUCUGGCCGUGCUCAGGUUGUGGACUUGCUCCAACAGGAGCAGAGAGCUGCUGAACAGCGCAACCAGGUUCUGUUUCAGCAGUUACAGCAAAUGGAAGGUGAGCAUAAUACUUUAAAGAACACAUUGGAAACAGAAAGACAGGAAUCCAAGAUUUUGAUGGAAAAGAUGGAACUUGAAGUAGCUGAGAAAAAAUUAGCCCUCCAUAGCCUUCAGGAAGAAGUGCACCUCCUUUUGGAACAGCGUGAGCAUACAGGCCAGGCUCUCGCUGAGCUGGAGUCACAGUACAGAGCUUUGGAGCAGGAGCACCACAUCGAAAUAGAAGAGAAGACUGCUCACAUUUUGAGUCUUCAGAAGACUGAACAAGACCUGCAGUCUUGCUGUGAUGCUCUCAAGGAUGAAAAUUCAAAGCUCCUCCAAGAGAAGAGUGAACAGUCAGUUCAGUCCACCCGGACAAUUCAACAGCUAGAAGAUCAACUCCAUGAAAAAUCCAAAGAAAUUAGUCAAUUUCUAAAUACGCCAACCUUGAAAAAAAAUGAAACCGCAUCUCAGACAUCUUUCCCAGAUGUUGAUAAUGAGGGCAUACAGUCUGUUGACCAGAUUAUGGCCCAAAUGAGAGAAAUAGAGGCUGAGAAAGAAAUGUUAGAAUUGAAGUUUAGUGCUAUAACAACUGAACUUAGUAAAAAAUCAGAUGAAGUAGUUCAAUUACAGGAGCAGAUUAAAAAUCAGGAUCUGAAGAUCCAGAGUCUGGAGACAGCCACCAGUGAAGCUGAAGCCCAUGCAGACAAUUUGAAGCUGACACUGGAAAGUAGUCAACUAGAAAUUGUUAGAUUGGAACAUCUCAGAGAAUUACAGCCUGCAUUAGAUAAAUCACAAAGAUGCAUAAGCAAAAAGGAAGAAGAAAUUAUCUCUCUCUCUGACCAACUUUGUGAGAAAGAGGAAAUCUUUACUAAACUGAAGGCAGAGAUAACAGAACAAGAGAACUCGCUGAAGGCUUUACAUACACAACUAGAAAUGCAAACUAAUGAGCAUGAUGAGAAGAUAAAGGAAUUACAGGGAGAACUUGGUGAAAUGAAGCAAAAGCUCGAAGAGAACAAAAAGGAAAAUAAAAGCAACCAAAUACAGAGGAAGCUUCAAGCUGCCCUUAUUUCUCGAAAAAGAGCACUACAAGAAAACCAAGAUCUCCGAGAGGAGCUGUCUUUGGCCAAAGAUAGCAUUGACCAUCUUACCAAGUCUCUGGCAGAUACAGAAAGCCAAAUGUCUGCUCAAAAUAAAGAAAUAGAUACAUUCUCUGAAACCUUAACUCUUCUUCAGGAAGAGAGAAACAAACUCAUAGCAGAAAUGGACAAGUCUCUACUGGAAAAUCAAAGCCUUACUGGCUCUUGUGAAAGUCUGAAACUAGCUCUAGAGGGUCUUACUGAAGACAAGGAAAACCUAAUGAAGGAAAUAGAAUCGUUGAAGUGUUCUCAGAUUGAAGAAAACACUGAGUGGCAAGAGAAACACAAGGAGCUACAAAAAGAGUAUGAAAUUCUUCUGCAGUCCUAUGAGAAUGUUAGCAAUGAGACAGAAAGGAUUCAGCAUUUGGUAGAAGCGGUGAGGCGGGAGAAGCAAGAAUUAUAUGCCAACUUGAGAAACACAGAAACGCACAAGAAAGAAAUAGAAAAGCAGUUGCAGGAAGCUGAGCAGGAAAAGGAGGAGAUGAAAGACAAAAUGAGAAAGUUUGCUAAGUCUAAACAGCAGAAAAUCUUAGAGCUAGAAGAAGAGAAUGACGAUGCCAUUCAAACCAAAGAAGAUGAACUUAGACUCAAAGAGGAAAAUUGUAGGGCACUAAAGGAUCAACUUCGGCAGAUGUCCAUCCAUAUGGAAGAAUUGCAGAUCAACAUUUCAAGGCUUGACCAUGACAAGCAGGCCUGGGAGUCCAAGGCCCAGACUGCGGCUCAGCUGCAACAGAAGGUCUGUGAUACUCUACAGGCGGAAAACAAAGAACUUCUCACCGAGCUCGAAGAGACUCGCAAUCUGUACCACAAUUCUCAGACUGAAUUAGCGAAACUGGAAUCAGAACUUAAGGUUCUCCAGGCUCAGUCGACUGAUUUAAAUAACUCUUUAGAAAAAUGUAAUGAAAACAAAGAACAUUUGGAAAAGCUGGUAAAACGUCAAGAAACUGAUAUCCAGCAUUGUAAAUUCUGUUAUGAACAGCUGGAGACUGAUCUUCAAGCCUCCAAGGAACUGAUCAAUAGACUACAUGAAGAAAUAAAAAGGAAAGAGCAGGAGCUUAUAAACCUGCUUUCUGCCAGAGAAGAGGCAAUACAAGUAGCUAUUUCAGAAUUGCAUCAACAGCAUGAUAAAGACUUUAAAGAACUGGAAAGUCAGCUGUCACAGAAGGAAGAAGAGAACAGAAACAUUGUUGACAAAAACAAUCAGCUUGUCGAAACACUGAACACCAUCAAAAAGGAAGGCAUUCAGCAGAAGGCUCAGUUGGACUCUUUUGUUAAAUCCAUGUCUUCUCUCCAGGAUGACCGAGAUCAACAGCUUCUAUCGAAAGAUGAACAACUGUUUCACUUGUCUGCACAACUAGAAGAGUCUUACAACCAAUUGCAGUCUUUGUCCAAGGCUCUGGCCAGUCUGCAGAGUGAAAGAGAUGACCUGUUGAGUGAGCUGGCCAGAUUCCGCAAGGCAGAGGCUGGAAAGUGGUGGUCUGCAGCCCACCCUGUAACCAGCCCAGCUGAAGUACAGAGUUUUAAAAAUGCCAUGGCAUCACUCCAGAAUGACAGAGACCGACUACUGAAAGAAUUGAAGAAUCUGCAGCAGCAGCAUUUACAGAUUAACCAAGAGAUCACUGAGUUACGGCCACUGAAGGCUCAAGUUCAGGAUGAUCAGGACAAAAUGGAAGCAUUUCAGAGGAUGCAAGAAGAAUACAGGCAGGAAACCCUCUCUUGGCAACAUGAGCUACAGCAGCUCAGGAGAGCUCGUAAUGUGCAGUCACCGAUGAGUUAUUCUAACCUAGAGAGAAUAGCACCCAUGCUUGUAUCUUGGCAGACAUCCUCAGAGGCAUCAAUUUCCCAAGAUGGGUCACAAAGCCUAGCUUAUGAGACAGAACUUCUCAAGACUCAGCUCACUGACAGCUUAAAGGAAAUUCACCAAAAGGAAUUAAGAAUUCAGCAACUAAACAGCAAGGUAAGGAUCCUUGCUAGGUUGGAACUCAAUUUCUUAGAAUCAGAGAGAAAAAACGUCAAGUAUCUGGAGAAACAGGUUCACGAGCUGCAGAGGAGGCCAGUCAAUACCGAUACUACUCCAGACGCUCCCCAGGAUAAGAACAGAGGACAGAGACAGAGUCCUCCCCAGGACCCCGUGGAGUCCAGGCUGAGGUUGUCUGAAGCCCAUGAAGAAUUACACAACACCAAACAGGAGGUGAGCGAAUUGAAGAAGCUGCUGGAAGAAGAGCGCCAUCAGAGAGCAGCUGCUGAGGAGAAGAGCAGGAGGGUGGACGACAGUGAAUGGGACUCUGACCGGACUCCAAUCAUCGGCUCCUGUGGCUCUGAGGAGCAUUCAGUGAUAAUAGACCUCACAAGCAGCACUUGUCGGAGGGCCCGGAGGAGUGUCGGCUGGAGGAGAGUCCUGCGCGCUCUCUAUCGUUCCCGGACGCGAGUGCCGCUGCUCGCAGCACUCUACUUCCUGAUGGUGCACGUCCUCCUCAUCCUGUGCAUCACAGGCCAUCUCUAAUCUUAGUCUAGUGUCGCCUUCGAGCCCUCUCUCCUUAGACUUUGAAAUUCCCUCACCCCUUACAUCCAAACCCCUGAUUCCAGUAAAACAUUCUUCCCCACCUCUAGUCUUUCUCUUCAACUCUCCAUGGGAAGUGCCUGUAAACCUGCAGGGACCAGCAAGCACGUUUAAUUUUUUGUAUAGCCCAGUGUCUGGACUCUGUUAGGGGGUGUCUUUCAGUCAGGAUGGUUCCCACAAACCUAAGAAUCUCCUAUCAUUUGAAUUGAUGCCCUUUGCCUCUGUUGGCCUCUGUUCUCCCCUUCUCUGGGGGGAAGGUGGUGCUGUCAUCAAGUUCUGAGGCAGGAGCUCAUCGCCAUACGGGACAUCUGACUCGCUCUCGUGCAGAAUGGGGCAGGAGCUGAAGAACUCCCGACAUGGAGUUGUCGGGCCCCAGGGGAGGGCAGCGUUUCCUUUCUUGGGUGCUUAGACAUCCUUGGGAUGAGAAUUUGUGACACCGGGCUUUAAGGACAGGCCCUGUGGCCUGUGCCCCUGAUCUUCUUUAACGUGUUAGUGAAAGGCCGGAAGAAUUGCAAUAUGACUCAGAUUCUUGCUAUACGUAUGAGAUCUGGAUAUGCCGUGACUGUGUCCCCUGAGGCAGUGCCCAGAGCCAGGAGGAGCUACCUUAAGUGUGACUUUGACUACCAGCCAGGGAGUGUCUGACCUUGGCUCACACUGUACCUUCUGGCUUCUCGAAGUAUUAAGCUAAACUACUUAGCUGUUGGUGAAAGUGAUUCCAGAGUCUUGGCCCCAUGUGCAUAUGCCUUCCGCCUGAGAACAGUUCGGAGACAAACAGAAGGAGGCUUUAGGGCAGAUGAGAUAUUUAACUCUAGGCCUGCAAAAAAUAGCCAGAUUGAAUUCCAUUGGUGCCUAUCCCUUGGCCCCAUCCCCACAAUCCUUUCGGUUGCAUUUUUUUCUUAAUGUGCACAUGAUGUGUGUCCUGCUCACCACCCAAAGACAAGACAUGACUGAUCAACCGUUUGACUCGGACCCUCUGUUUCCUGGUGACCAAGUUUUGGUCACAGCUUCCCAGGAAUAUUUCUGAACAACUGUAAAAUAAUAAAGUUAUUUUCAGAAAGA
Messenger RNA from Echinops telfairi (small Madagascar hedgehog), 5661 nucleotides. RefSeq names its product golgin B1 (gene GOLGB1). The record is from RefSeq and is a predicted model, not a curated record. Gene Ontology annotation, cellular component: Golgi apparatus; membrane; cis-Golgi network. The transcript has 21 exons. The coding region runs from base 1 to 4545 and encodes 1514 amino acids. Lineage: Eukaryota; Metazoa; Chordata; Mammalia; Afrosoricida; Tenrecidae.